AUGGUCUCAUACGAUGAGCUCCGUCGAGCAACAGACAACUUUGGCAGGGAGAAUCUGGUUGGAGAUGGUGGCUUCGGAUCAGUAUACAGAGGCAAGCUAGCAGACGAUACAGCUGUAGCAAUCAAAGUGCUGAACGUGGGAAAGACAGGCUCUUGGAGCAGCUUUCUUGCAGAGUGCAAGGCGUUGAGAAAUGUGAAGCACCGAAAUCUUGUGAAGCUGAUCACAACAUGUUCAAGCGUGGAUCAUAAGAACGAAGAUUUCUGGGCUCUGGUGUACGAGUUCCUUCCCAAUGGGAGCCUAGCCGAUCGGUUACAGCCUGGAAUAAACAGAGAUGGGUUCAAUCUGCUGCGGAGACUAAACAUAGCCAUUGAUGUCGCCAGCAUUCUCGAUUACCUUCACCAUGACUGCGAAGUCCCCGUAGUACACUGCGAUCUGAAGCCGAGCAACAUUCUGCUGGAUCAAGACAUGACGGCGAAAGUGGGAGAUUUUGGGCUCGCCAAGUUGCUGAUAGAGAAAAUGGGCGACCAAUCUUCCAUCAGCUCCCUCCAUGGCCUCAUGGGCUCCAUUGGCUACAUACCUCCAGCCUUCCUCUUUUGGUUCUUGCUCAGUUCCGUUUCCCAGGCGGCAGCUGGUCCGACCAGUAUUGACACAGACAAGGAGGCCUUGCUGGCGUUCAGGUCUCAGGUAUCAUCUCAAUCCCCUGCUUUGUUCUCUUCCUGGGACGACGGCCAAGCUUCAUCUUCUUCUCCUUGCAACUGGACCGGAGUUUCCUGCGACGCGAGUGGGAGUCGAGUGGUGGCCCUCGGUCUAUCCGGUUUGGGUCUGGUCGGGACGAUCACCCCUUUCAUAGGCAACCUGUCGUUUCUCCAGUCGCUUGAGCUUCACAACAAUCAGUUCACAGGAAACCUUCCUGACCAAAUCAGCAGCCUUGUUAGGCUGAGGGUUCUGAACAUGAGUUCCAACAGGUUGGAAGGUUCUAUCCCGGGGAACGUAAGCAGGUUGGCAGAGCUUAAAGUUAUGGACUUGUCGAUGAAUUCAUUCACGGGUUGGGUUCCAAAUCAACUGGGCUCGCUUCUCCAUCUUGAAGUUCUCAACUUGGGGAGUAAUCUUCUCUCGGGUCCGAUUCCUGCUUCCAUAUCGAAUAUCACGUCACUUGUGGAAUUGCACUUGAGCACGAAUUCCUUCUCCGGGUCGAUUCCUGGGGAAUUGAGUCUUCUGCGAAGCUUGGAAGUUCUUGAUCUGACCAUCAAUGAACUCACUGGUACGGUUCCUUCAACCAUCUACAACAUGUCUUCUUUAACCUAUUUAGCAUUGGCUUCCAACCAGCUAUGGGGUACAAUACCUGGAAAUGUUGGGGAGACACUUCCAAAUCUUCUCGUCUUCAGGUUCUGCUUCAAUAGGUUCACUGGAGGGAUUCCUGGUUCGUUGCACAAUCUGACCAAUAUGCGGGUCAUUAGAAUGGCUCAUAAUCUUCUGGAAGGAACCGUCCCACCAGGUUUGGGGAAUCUUCCAUUCCUGGAAAUGUAUAACAUUCGUGGCAACAGGAUAGCAAGUUCAGGCGCUGAUGGUCUUGGAUUCAUCACUUCUUUGACCAAUAGCACCCGACUGAAACUCCUUGCCAUUGAUGAAAACCUUUUCGAGGGCGAGAUUCCAGAAUCAGUAGGGAAUCUUUCGAAAGAUCUGACCCUAUUGUACAUGGGAGAUAAUCGAAUUCAUGGGAGUAUACCGUCCUCGAUUGCCCGUCUUCAUGGCUUGACAUUACUGAACAUCAGCUAUAAUGCAAUCACCGGACAAAUCCCGGAUGAAAUUGGGCAGUUAGAGAACUUGCAAGAGUUGAUCUUGGCUGGGAAUAGAAUCCAAGGAAGGAUUCCAGAUUCAUUUGGUACGCUCCAAAGGCUGAAUGUGAUUGACCUGUCGAGAAAUGAACUAUUGGGCAGAAUUCCAUCGAGUUUUGGGAAUUUCCACAGCCUCGUUUCCAUGGAUUUAUCUAGCAACAGGUUGAAUGGAAGCAUACCAAAAGAAGUCUUCUCUCUCCCUAGCUUGAGCAUAGCUUUGAAUCUGUCUCACAACUACCUAACUGGGGAAUUGAACGAAGAUUUGGGGCUUCUACACAAUGUUGUCACCAUCGAUCUCUCUUCCAACUUCCUGUCAGGCAACAUUCCAAUCUCAAUCAGAAAUUGCAAGGGCCUAGUCCGGCUGUUCAUGGCAAAAAAUUCACUGUCAGGAAACAUUCCAAGCACUAUAAGAGAAAUGAAAGGACUGGAAGUCCUAGACCUGUCCUACAACAAUCUUUCUGGUGUCAUUCCUCCAGAGCUACUCCACCUAGAGGUUCUUCAGUUCUUGGACCUUUCGUUCAAUAACUUGGAGGCAGAUACUUGUAGCAAAACACUUUCAAAAGUCCGGUUUGAAGGCAACCCGAAGCUGCUUUCCCUUUCUAAGUCCUGUAAGAAAGUUGGUGGAUCUAGUAGCAAGAAACUAAUGGCGAUCUAUGUUAGUGUUGCAGUUAUAGCAACACUAGCUUUGUGCUUCUACCUUGUCACUUGGGUCUACCUAAGAAAGCAUACAGCAAAAGCCACUGGCAACCUAGAGGGGGACGAACAUCAGCUGGUCUCGUUCGAAGAGCUCCGCCGAGCAACAGAAAACUUUAGCAGCGAGAAUCUGCUGGGAAGCGGUGGAUUCGGAACAGUUUACAGAGGAAAAUUGUCGGAUAACAGCGUGGUGGCAGUCAAGGCACUGAACGUGAAAAGAACUGGCUCAAGGGACAGCUUUCUGGCAGAGUGCAAGGCUCUAAGCAAUGUGAGGCACCGGAAUAUUGUGAAGCUGGUCACGACAUGCUCGAGCUGGGACUCCGAGAACCAAGAAUUCUGGGCUCUAGUCUACGAGUUCCUACCGAAUGGGAGUCUUGCAGACUGGCUACAAGCUGGCAAAGAUGGUGAAAAGAGAGACCGGUUGACUCUGCUACAGAGACUGAACAUAGCUAUUGAUAUUGCCAGCGCCCUAGAUUACCUACACCAUGGCUGCCAAGUCCCCGUAGUACACUGCGACUUAAAACCCAGCAACAUCUUAUUAGACCAAGACAUGACGGCUAAAGUUGGAGACUUUGGACUCGCCAGGCUGCUGAUAGAGCAAAUGGCGGGCGACCAUAAGGCUCCCAUUAGCUCAUGCAACUUCAUCAAAGGGUCCAUUGGGUACAUUCCUCCAGGUAAAUAUAUACACACAGCUUUCUCACAACUAUGA
Linum tenue is the source of this 3237-nucleotide messenger RNA. The record is from the annotation of a GenBank genome assembly. Lineage: Eukaryota; Viridiplantae; Streptophyta; Magnoliopsida; Malpighiales; Linaceae.